AUGACAUCGCUAUUAUAAUUGAUUUAAAGUGAAUACCACAUGUAAAAUAGAAGAAGCAUUAUCCUUGGUGAAUUUUAUGUAUUUUUUCUUCCUAUUAAUUAUUGACAUUACACAAGCAGAAUAUUGUUAAUUUCAUUUAAAAUUGUUGAAAAAAAUAAACAUUAUAACUCGUUUUGUGCUCCGAUAUUUAAAAUAAGAAGAAAGUGAACAAUAUUACGCGAUUUUAAUAGCAUUCAGCACUUUAUAUUAAUUGUGUUUAAUAGAGCUUUUCCGGGGUUUGAUUUUGUCUGACAUAUUCACUCUUAUGGCGGAAAACGGAAUGCGUGUGGGAAUGGACCAGUCGAAUGAUGGCGGCGGUGGUAGUGGUGGUGGGGGAGGAGCAACCGUUAGCAAUGGUCAUCACCAUGAUCUUGAACAUGGCACUGAGAAAUCUUCAACAACACGACUAAGUGAGGCGUCCCAGAAGUAUAUGCAAGAGCUGUUAGUGGAACGUGCAAAGUUGGAAAAUAAUUUCCCUUUAGCUGUAAAGCUAAUAGAUGAAGCUUUAGAACGUGUGCAGCUGAAUGGUCGUAUUCCUGCAAGGGAGCAGUAUGCAGACGUUUAUCAGCAAAGGACUAUAAAACUUUCGCAAAAAGUUCAUGUGCCUAUAAAGGAUAAAAAGUUCAACUAUGUUGGCAAGCUUUUAGGUCCAAAAGGCAACUCGUUACGUCGCCUGCAAGAAGAGACGCAAUGUAAAAUUGUUAUUUUGGGUCGCUUUUCAAUGAAGGACCGUGCUCGUGAGGAGGAAUUGCGCAACUCGGCUGAUAUAAAAUAUGCCCACCUAAAUCUGCCACUUCAUGUCGAAGUUUCCACCAUAGCACCACCGGCAGAGGCUUAUGCCCGUAUAGCUUAUGCUCUGGCUGAAUUAAGACGUUACUUGAUACCAGAUAAGCAUGAUGAUAUACGCCAGGAACAAUUUAGAGAAUUAAUGGAGGAUCCGGAAGCCGCCAAAAAGAUAACAAUGCGUCAACAACAACAGCAGCAGCACCAACAUCAACAAACUGGUGUUGGCCAAGGGGCAGGAAGUAUUGGGGUUGGUAACAACAACAUUAAUAGUGCAACUUCUGGUGGUGGCAGUAAUAAUAACAAUAAUCAUCGUUCCAAUAGUUCAUCGAAUUAUAGAAAUAAAUACCAACCACAAUCUCAACACUAUCAUCAUAAUGAUGAGACUGUAUACUAUCGAUCCCAUAACAAUUCGUACCACCAACCAAAACCUUACGUGCCAGGUAACCAACGUGCAAAUCCCAUGCACUCAGCAAUACCACCACAAGCUACUAUUGUAGGAGCUUCACCGACAGGAAUGCCAGUUGUUAGUGCAGCCAAUUACAGUGGGCGUGGUCCUGGUAUAAUACCGAACAGUCCUGCUGCCGCUGCAGUAGUUGGGAGUUUAAAUCCAAAUAUACGAUAUCGACCAUCCCAACUGCCGCCAUAUCAAUUUGCUAAGAAAUAAUUUUUGAAUUGCUGUAGAACAGCUCAAGAUUGUGUUUAUUCAGUUCUAUGUUGAUGUUUAAUUUAAUUUUAAUUUUUUUUUAUUUUUUAUGUUUAUAUUUCAUAUUAUACAUUUUGAAACAUUUUGUUUGUUACCAAUUUACAAUACGCAAAAAAUACUAAUACUAAAAGUGUGUUUUAUAUUUUUUCAAAUAUAUGCAUAAAAACACACCCAAAUACGAUGUCAUAAAGAUAAUACACACUAUAUUUACCACUAGAGUGCUUCAUACUUUUCAUGCGCUACAUGAACAACACAAUAUCAUGGAAGAACUUAUCUGGACAAAAUUCCCAAAUGAAUAUACUUUUAUAUGUAUGUUGGUUAUCUCGGAAGAACUCUUAUCAUUCAGUGUUGAUAAUAUGUAUUAUACAGUUUUAUAUUUAAUUAUUGUUUAGAAUAGAAAUGUUCUUUUAAUCCUUUUUAUGUUUUUCCUUUUUUUCAUUUUCAUAUAUUUUUUAUUUCAGUUAAACUACCAUUAUCUGUAAAUAUUAUCAAAAUUGGACGGUGAAUGUUUCAAGAUUUCCUAUAAGUAUAACAAUAUCAAAUACAUGACCAUGUGGAACUGAGUUCAAAUUGUCGUAGGGUGUUAAAAAUUAACGACUGACAUCUUCUUUCAUUACAUUAGGUACGUUGACUUGUCUCAUUAAUUUUAUUUUCUUUUUUUUCAUACAUUAAUGAAGAACUCUGAUAUACAUACAUAAAUACAUACAUACCAUCAAACAUCAACAUGCAUACACUGUGCACAUAUGUAGUAUACAUAUUGCAUACACAUAUACAUACAAAAGUAUAUAAAUACACAUACACACACAUACAUGAAUACUUUUCGAAACAACAUUUAAUGUAGUUUUUUAUUAUACAAACUUGUUUUUAUUUCAUUGAUUAAUUGAUCGAUUAAUGAUUAUACAAUUAUAAUACAUACAUGCAUAAAUAAUAUUACUAUUAUAACUAUUA
Lucilia cuprina (Australian sheep blowfly) is the source of this 2476-nucleotide messenger RNA. RefSeq names its product KH domain-containing, RNA-binding, signal transduction-associated protein 1 (gene qkr58E-2). Lineage: Eukaryota; Metazoa; Arthropoda; Insecta; Diptera; Calliphoridae. Gene Ontology annotation, cellular component: nucleus. The transcript has 5 exons. Gene Ontology annotation, biological process: regulation of alternative mRNA splicing, via spliceosome. The record is from RefSeq and is a predicted model, not a curated record. The coding region runs from base 305 to 1489 and encodes 394 amino acids. Gene Ontology annotation, molecular function: mRNA binding.